Messenger RNA from Purpureocillium takamizusanense, 855 nucleotides. RefSeq lists its product as uncharacterized. The record is from RefSeq and is a predicted model, not a curated record. The transcript has a single exon. The coding region runs from base 1 to 855 and encodes 284 amino acids. NCBI's taxonomy places the organism in Eukaryota, Fungi, Ascomycota, Sordariomycetes, Hypocreales, Ophiocordycipitaceae.
AUGUCCGCAACAGACGGCGCACCCAACAAAUCCGAGGCCGCGACUUACACGCAUGGCCACCACGCCUCAGUGCUGCGGUCGCACGCCUGGCGCACCGCCGCCAACUCGGCGGCCUUUCUGCUGCCACAUGUCGCGCCGUCCAUGCGCGUCCUCGACAUCGGCUGCGGACCCGGCACCAUCACCGUCGACCUGGCCGCGCUCGUCCCGCAGGGCCACGUCACGGGCCUCGAGCGCGCCGGCGACGUGCUGGAAAAGGCGCGGGCCCUGGCCGCCGAACGAGGCGUCGCCAACAUCGACUUCGUCGUCGGCGACGCCAACGCCCUCGACUUCCCCGACGGCAGCUUCGACGUCGUCUUCUGCCACCAGGUCCUGCAGCACGUCAAGGACCCCGUCGGCAUCCUGCGCGAGAUGCGUCGCGUCGCCAGGCCCGGCAGCGGCAUCGUCGCCGCCCGCGAGUCCGACUACGGCGCCUUCUCGUGGCACCCCGACGUCGACGGCAUGGAGGACUGGCGCGCCCUGUACCGGCGGGUAGCGACCGCCAACGGCGGCGAACCCGACGCGGGUCGCAUGGUGCACGCCUGGGCCCGUCGCGCCGGCUUCGCGCCCGCCGACGUGUCCGCGAGCUCCACCAGCUGGUGCUACAGCACGCCCGAAGAAAUCGCCUGGUGGAGCGGGUUAUGGGCGGAGCGAACGGUGGCUUCUUCGUUUGCCGAGACGGCGAAGGAGGCGGGCGUGGCCACCGAAGAUGAACUGGCAAAGGCUUCCGAUGUCUGGAAGCGGUGGGGGUCCGAGGAGGAUGCUUGGUUUGCGGUGCCGAGCGGCGAGGUGAUAUGCCGGAGGAGGGCAGAGCCUUGA